Molecule: messenger RNA, 1088 nt
Organism: Triticum aestivum (bread wheat)
Lineage: Eukaryota; Viridiplantae; Streptophyta; Magnoliopsida; Poales; Poaceae
Product: expansin-A15-like
Exons: 2
Coding region: 64-834 (256 amino acids)
Biological process (GO): plant-type cell wall organization
Cellular component (GO): extracellular region
Source: RefSeq, a predicted model, not a curated record
AUAUAAUUGCUUGUCACCUUCACCACCUCGUUGAUUAAUUAGCUUCGUUUCUGCUGAGGCUCCAUGACAAUGGAGGCGUCCAAAUCUCUACCCGCUUUCGUCGUGAUUGUCACGACGCUUCUCGUCGCGCCGACCUACGCGGGCUGGUCCACGGGAUCGGCCACGUUCUACGGAGGCAGCGACGCCUCCGGCACCAUGGGCGGCGCGUGCGGGUACGGUAACCUCUACAGUACGGGGUACGGCACGAACACAGCGGCGCUGAGCUCCGCGAUGUUCAGCGACGGCGCGUCGUGCGGGCAGUGCUUCCAGAUUGCAUGCGACUCCCAGUCCGACCCGCGGAACUGCCGGCAGGGCGCCUCCGUCACAGUCACGACCACCAACCUUUGCCCGGCCAACUACGCGCUCCCCAGCGACAACGGGGGCUGGUGCAACCCGCCGCGUGCGCACUUCGACAUGGCCCAGCCAGCAUGGCUCCAGAUUGGCAUCUACCAGGCCGGCAUCAUCCCGGUGCUCUACCAGCGCGUGUCGUGCGUGAAGCAGGGCGGGGUGCGCUUCACCAUCAACGGGAAGAACUACUUUGAGCUGGUGCUCGUCACCAACGUCGCCGGGAGCGGUUCGGUGAAGGCGGUCUGGGUGAAGAGCGCCACCACCGGCGAGGUGCCCAUGAGCAGGAACUGGGGCUCAAACUGGCAGUCGCUCGCGGGGCUUGCCGGGCAGCAGCUCACCUUCGGCGUCACGACCACCGGCGGCCAGACCAUCGUCUUCCCGAACGUCGUGCCGCCCAACUGGGGUUUCGGCCAGUCCUUCAUCAGCAACCUGCAGUUCUCCUACUGACCACAGAGAGACACGUAGAUGGAUGACAUUAUCGUACAUGCCGCGACUGGGGCCGCGACUUGGUGGGAAAGAGCUUUCGCUGCUAGCUUGUUGCUGCACGCGUACACGGCAUGGUGUUGGUGCAUUUCUCGUUUUGUCUGUCGAUUUUUGUGUGCGUAAUUUCACUAGUAUUAAUUCACUCCUCUUGACAGGCCAGUGACUGUAUAGCUAUGUAUUGUUCAGGAAUGUCCAAUGUGUAUGUGUUGCUUACUGUA